AUGUGGAGUGCUCCUGUCCCAGAAUGUGAAGUUCAGACCUGCCCACCACCUCAUGAUCUUGAAAAUGGAUCAUACAGCACAAAAAAGGAAAUCUACAAGUACCAGGAUUCAGUGACUUACAAGUGCGAUAACCUAACGCUUGUUGGUGAAGCUUCAGUAUCUUGCACAGAGGAAGGAAACUGGACAUCUGGAGCACCUGUAUGUAAAGCCGUCUGCAAGUCCCCCCCUGAACUUGAAUAUGGAUUGCUGAAAAAAUCGUGUCCUCAAAGCCAGUAUUUUAAAGUUGGUACAGCCUUGAAAUAUGAGUGCCGACUAGGCUAUGUUUCUGCAAAAAAUAAAAGCAAUGAAAUUAUUUGUCACGAAGACCUUAAAUGGUCAGAACCUGAAGUGUUUUGUAAACGCACCUCAUGUGGCCACCCAGGAGAAAUUCCUUAUGGACAAAUGCAUGCUAAAGACUUUUUGUUUGAAUCAAGAGUAAACUAUACAUGUAAAGCCGGACAUACUAUGAUUUCAAGACAGGACUUCAGGUACUGUCAAGCAGAUGGAACUUGGAAUGGUUCAUCCCCAGUGUGUAAAGCAUCCAUAUGUGAUAACAUUUGGGAACUGCAAGAAGAAGCAAGAAAGUGUACAUCGACCCCAGAUGAGUGGAUCAAGUAUCUGCAGGUGCAGUACCUCUUCCUUCAGAUCGAGAACCUAAAGCUGGAUAUUGAAAUUAAGAAGAAAAAACUGAGUGCUGAGUUUACAACUUGGCAAGGAGAGACAGACAACUAAGAGGCAACACACAAAA
Molecule: messenger RNA, 787 nt
Organism: Nanorana parkeri
Lineage: Eukaryota; Metazoa; Chordata; Amphibia; Anura; Dicroglossidae
Product: complement decay-accelerating factor-like
Exons: 6
Coding region: 1-771 (256 amino acids)
Source: RefSeq, a predicted model, not a curated record